Messenger RNA from Misgurnus anguillicaudatus (oriental weatherfish), 2047 nucleotides. RefSeq names its product pleckstrin homology domain-containing family S member 1. NCBI's taxonomy places the organism in Eukaryota, Metazoa, Chordata, Actinopteri, Cypriniformes, Cobitidae. The record is from RefSeq and is a predicted model, not a curated record. Gene Ontology annotation, molecular function: protein binding.
CAAGCUUCCUCUUAAGCUACCAUCAUGACAUGUACAUUGUGAGUGAAGGAUAUCCUUACAGAAGAUACUGUAUUUACUGUCACAUCUGCUAAGCAGCACUACAGCAACAGCAUCCAAAUGUUCAACAAAAAUAAAUCAACAGCAACUUCAAAGUUUUAUAAUGAAUUACCAAAGGAGGAGUUGUACAGUGGAUACCUACACAAGUCCCCCGUUCGUUCUGCCCUUACAAAUGGCAUAAAAUCAUGGAGGCGUCGUUUCUUUGUACUUUCCAAGGAGGGUGAGGACAACUAUCGGCUGGCAUACUUUAAAACCGAUAAUAAGCGAGAGAAGCCUUUGGGGGAAAUAGACCUUUCUAAGGUCAGUUUAUUUUAUACUUCCCCUGAGAAACAUCCGAUGUGGGAAUGGAUUCAGAAAAACUUCAAGUGCCUCCCGUCCUCUGUACUGCUUCUGAGAGUCGAAAACUUCAUGGUAAAAUAUGCAAGAGAUUAUUUCCUCAUUGGAGAAAACAGUGAGGACGUGAAUUUCUGGCACAGUGAGUUACAGAAAGUUUUGAAGACUCAACAAUCACAGAAUAAAGUAACAGAUGAUGACCUUGAACAGGACAAGAGAUUCAGAGCAAAAACUGAACCUCCUUGCAUAUCUCAAGAUGGCAAAGAAGAACCAAUGAGUCAAUCUGCUCUAUUUCGGCAGUCUGCACCUAUAUAUACAUUCAUUUCCCCUCCAUUGCCGGAUGGCUACUACGAUAUUCCUCGCAAGUUCAGUGAUAUUGUAAUUAGUGAUGAUGAAGAAGAUGACACAGAUGAACAGCCUGAUACUCCAGAAGACAACGUCGACAGUGCAUACAUGCCUAUGUUUUCAGUAAAUGAGGUGUUGCAACAGAACCAACAGGAGGAGGAUCCAUGCUUUCAGAAAAAUACGUCCACCAACAGCCUUGAAUCUUACAAGGACUUGUGUGAUGGUGCAGACAAUCCAAUGAAACGAAACUGUGCAGAGCCGAGGUGCUUUAAGGGGUCUCUUUCAGACUUUAAUGGAAAUUGUGCCUCUACUGAGAUGAAUGAGGGAUCCCCAAACAAGAGUGAAACCCACAAACCCGUUGAAAAGGAGAUCUGCAUUAACCGAAAUGAUCUUUAUAAAAGUUUAAUCUUCACACAGAAAGAAGGAAAACCAUGUGUGUCUGAGUGUAAGACUGAGACCUCACAUUUGUUUCAUAAGGGGGAUCAGAUCCUGGCCCUCAAUGACCUGCAAAUAGAGACAGUAGAUGAGAUACAGACAUACAUAAAAAGGCUUACAAAAGAUGAGGUAAAACUGACUAUUCUACGACAUCCGGGAUCCCAGCCUUUUCACGCUAAGCCCUGUUCAUCACUUUGAGGACAUCAAACAAAACGAGGACACUUAUGUUCAUUAAAAACAUGUGCAUUAAGUUCAUUGGCUCUACAAUGAAUAUCUUAUAGUGAUUUAUAAAAUCUGCAUUGUGUGACAUUAAAACUCAUUUUUUAGAAUCUAAUGGCAUAAAGCAGGACUAUCAAAUAAUAGAAGUGGCGAGCAGGUUAUCGGAAAAUAUGACGUCGUCUUCUGUUUGUACAGUAAUUGUUGAAAUGUGCAGUGCAAUAUGAAGUAAGAUCUUAAAUUGUUACUAAUUAGUAACAUGAGACUGUAUAUACAAUUUGUAGAUAAGACUAUAUGAGACUGGUGAUGGAUAUAUACGCUACUGUAUGUUUAGGUGAACAUAAGACACAAAAUAAGACAAAGACAAGUAUUACAUUGACAUAUAUGAAGGUUAAUCUACUGUGAAAAACUAUUUAAACUUCUUUAAAGCUGCACUUAGUUUUUUUAUCUGUACACUGAGGCACUUUAUUGUACUGUUUUUAUACACAUUUUCAUUAUUCUGUUCUGUUUUGUUUGUCAGAUAUUGCCUAUAACAUAUGAGCAAUUAUGUAUGUGAGAAAUGUGUAACAUUAUUAUAUUGUAAAGUGUUACAAUAUAAAGUUUGCCACUUUCAUAUUUCAUUGUGUGCAUGGCUAACUGAAAAAAAAUUGUGCUUUAAGGG